AUGGCUGCAGUACAACCACCGCCAGGCCGGACCGAUUGGGCCGAGGACGAAGAGACCGACCUCGCGACCUCGCUGCCCCCUCCACAGAUCUCCAAGAACAAGGACGGCACCGAGACCAUCGUCACGGUCUUCAUCAACGAGGAUGGCAAGCGAGUCAAGCGCACCCAGCGGAUCCGGAGGACGGUCGUGAAGAAGGUGGAGAACCCCAAGGUCGCCGAGCGUCGGCUGUGGGAGAAGAUGGGCAUGGAGGCCGGCAAGCCGGCGGGACCGCGACCGGACACCACCACCCUGGGCGAGAACAUCAUCUUCCGGCCGCAGGUGGGCUACAAGAGCGGCCAGCAGCAGGAGAAGGGCGCGGAGGAGGCCAAGAAGGAAGAGAACGCCAAGAAGAUGCAGAUCAAGUGCCGCAUCUGCGGCGGGGACCACUUCACCACCAAAUGUGCUUUCAAGGACAACAUGGCGCCCGAAGGCGAGGCCGCCGGCCCGCCCGCAGACCUCGACGACCGCGCGGGCGGGGACUCCGCGGAGGGCGGGCUCGGCGCCGGCGGCAGCAGCUACGUCCCGCCGCAUCUGCGCAAGGGUGCGGCCGGCGCCGGCGGCGGCGAGCGCAUGGGAGGUGGCAAGUACGAGCGCGACGACCUCGCCACGCUCCGGGUCACGAACGUUUCGGAAUUCGCGGAGGAGGGCGACCUGCGGGAGAUGUUCGAGAGGUACGGGCGCGUCACACGGGUGUUCCUCGCGAAGGACCGGGAGACGGGCCGGGCGAAGGGUUUCGCGUUCGUCUCAUACGCCGACCGAUCGGAUGCGGCGAGGGCGUGCGAGAAGAUGGACGGGUUCGGCUACGGUCACUUGAUCUUGAAGGUGGAGUUCGCGAAGAAGAACACUUAA
Molecule: messenger RNA, 888 nt
Organism: Dissoconium aciculare CBS 342.82
Lineage: Eukaryota; Fungi; Ascomycota; Dothideomycetes; Mycosphaerellales; Dissoconiaceae
Product: translation initiation factor 3, RNA-binding subunit
Exons: 2
Coding region: 1-888 (295 amino acids)
Cellular component (GO): eukaryotic translation initiation factor 3 complex; cytoplasm
Molecular function (GO): RNA binding; translation initiation factor activity
Source: RefSeq, a predicted model, not a curated record